Molecule: messenger RNA, 1211 nt
Organism: Fusarium redolens
Lineage: Eukaryota; Fungi; Ascomycota; Sordariomycetes; Hypocreales; Nectriaceae
Product: Brix domain-containing protein
Exons: 2
Coding region: 134-1087 (317 amino acids)
Biological process (GO): maturation of LSU-rRNA from tricistronic rRNA transcript (SSU-rRNA, 5.8S rRNA, LSU-rRNA); ribosomal large subunit assembly
Cellular component (GO): nucleolus
Molecular function (GO): rRNA binding
Source: RefSeq, a predicted model, not a curated record
CGGUGAGUAGCGUGUAGGCUUUAUCGAUAAGAAUUUUUUUUUCCUCGUUCCUACCAAGGCUGCAAGCCAACCUCCCAUCUCGAAGCCUCACCAUCGAUCUUUUAAAGGACAUCUAUCAUCCCCAAUUUACAAGAUGCUCAGACAAGUUAAACCUCGCAAUGCGCGCUCAAAGCGAGCCCUUGAGAAGCGCGAGCCCAAGGCCAACGAGAAUCCCAAGACGUGCCUCUUCCUCCGCGGAACAACAUGCUCUCAGAUCGUCCAAGAUGCCCUCAAUGAUCUUCAUCAGAUGCGCCAACCUCUCGCUAAGAAGUUCACCAAGAAGAACGCCAUCCAUCCCUUUGACGACGCCGCCUCGCUCGAGUUUUUCUCCGAAAAGAACGACGCCAGUCUCCUCGUCUUUGGUAGCAGCCAAAAGAAGCGUCCUCACACCUUGACUUUUGUUCGCACUUUUGGUUACAAGGUCCUCGACAUGCUUGAGCUCUACCUCGACCCGGAGAGCUUCCGUGCUAUCGCUCAAUUCAAGACCAAGAAGUUCGCCAUUGGUCUGCGGCCUAUGAUCCUGUUCGCUGGUACUGCUUUUGAGAGCCCUGUCAGCAACGAGUUCACCCUUGCGAAGAGCAUGCUCCUUGAUUUCUUCAAGGGCGAGCCUAGCGACAAGAUUGACGUCGAGGGUCUCCAGUACAUCAUCUCCAUCAGCGCAGAGGAUAGCACUGGCGACGGUGACGUUAAGCCCGCCAUCCACUUGCGAGUCUACACCAUCAGUACCAAGCGAUCCGGUCAGCGACUUCCCCGUGUUGAGGUUGAGGAGAUCGGUCCUCGCAUGGAUUUCCGUGUCGGCCGAGUCAGGGAGCCCGACGAGUCAAUGCUUAAGGAGGCCAUGAAGAAGCCUCGCGGCAUCGAGGAGCGCACCAAGAAGAACAUCACAACCGACUCUAUGGGUGACAAGAUUGGUCGCGUGCAUCUGGGCAAGCAGGAUCUCAGCGAGCUGCAGCUCCGCAAGAUGAAGGGUCUGAAGCGAAGUCGAAAGGAUGCCGAAGAUGCGGUGGAUGUCGUUGAAGAGGAGGAGUCCAAGAGGAUAAAGCAAUAGUAGAUGUGCGGCAUUGCAUGCUCGGAGUUGGGCGUCUUGGAAAAGGUCUUGUAAAGGCUAUGUCAAUAAUUGAUUUACUGGGUUCAUCCCUAAACAUGACAGGCCCUGUCGUAUAUCUAAUUGA